This is a messenger RNA of Darwinula stevensoni, 1574 nucleotides long. The record is from the annotation of a GenBank genome assembly. Lineage: Eukaryota; Metazoa; Arthropoda; Ostracoda; Podocopida; Darwinulidae.
AUUUUUACGUAAAGAAGCAAACGCUAAUCCAUGACCUGGAAUGAUGAUGAUCCCAUGGUCACAUGGUAAGCACUGAAAAAGCUGAAACUUGAAUGAGCCAGACACAUUUUCCGUUUGUGAUGCGGGCCAUCAGUGUUUCCCUCAGAUUCUGUUUUCGCGCAUUCGUGCUCGUAUAUCUGAAGCGACGGAAUACAAGACCGAAGGCAAGCGCAGUGCCCAACAGUGAUUGUGCUGUGACUUGUUGAUGUUCCCAAAGCAGUGAGAGCCAGUUGAACAUCCCCUGCGAGUCCUGGCCGUGAUGGAUUCGAGGUAGUCGGAGUGUUCCGAGUCUUCCGCGAGCACACGCUGUGAUACGUCCGAGGCGGCGAGAGCAUGUGGAGCGUUCCGCAGCGCAUCUGCCCUCUGCCUCCCCUGUGCCGGGCCGGGCGGGACCGGGGAGUCCAGCACCUGAGAUUCCGGCUCGAGAGGAGGCAGCCCGUGCACAAAGGCUCUCGAGGGAAGGGGUUUCGCGACGUGGAGCCGGCGAAGGAGCGGAGCAGCCUGGCCCCCUUCGCCCCGCCCGAGGACGGGGGGAGGGUCGGUCUCCGAGACCUCUGGAAACCGGCUGGGUUCACCGUCGUGACGUGCGGUGUGUCAUACGUGGGAGCCACGAUCUGGCAGUACGAGAACAUGCGGAACCAGGCCCACAAGGCCGUCCGGAGCGCCUGGCGGCCUGCACCGCGGCCCAAACACGGAGAGUGGAGGCGAGGGCUGAACGAGUGGUGGUCCGGCCUCACCCCCGGCCAGCGCGUCUUCUGGCCCAUCGCCUUCGCGAACGGCCUGGUCUUCUUGGCGUGGCGCGUCCCGUCCCUCCAGCCGGCCAUGAUCCGAUAUUUCACGUCCAGCCCGACCUCAAGGUCGGUUUGCUGGCCGAUGCUGUUGUCCACGUUCAGUCAUUAUUCUGCUAUACAUGUGUUCCUCAACAUGUAUGUUCUCCACAGCUUCUCCUCGAGUGCGGUUUAUCUCAUGGGAAAGGAGCAGUUCGUCGGGUUCUACGUGAGCGCCGGCGUGACGUCCUCCUUCGUCUCCUACCUGCACAAGGCGGCCUUCGGCAUCCCCGGAAUCUCCCUCGGAGCCGUGAGGACUCGCGAGUCGUCCGUGGAACUCGGGACGUGUUCCCCGUGUGAAGUAGUUCGUUUUUGUGUGCAGUCAGGUGCUAUCCUGGGUGUCCUGGGCUACGUGUGCACCAUGAGGCCGGACAUCCUCCUCGGCAUCGCGUUCGUCCCGAACGUCACCUUCUCUGCCGGAUCGGCAGUGAAGGCCAUGCUUGCCUUCGACACUUGCGGCGUGGUGAUGCGGUGGAAGUUCUUCGACCACGCGGCCCAUCUCGGCGGGAUGCUCUUCGGCGUCGGGUAUGCCGCCUACGGGGAUCGGGCGUGGCGGAAGCGGGAGGGCAUCAUGGACGCCUGGCACGCCGUGCGUCAGAGGUUCUCGUGAUGUUGCACCUUGCCGACGUAGUUGUGUGAUGGGGAGAUGUGGGCCCUGGCCGUACGGUUGGGGCCGACUUCGACAAUAAAAGAGGUUUCAAUUUGAGA